Molecule: messenger RNA, 1466 nt
Organism: Marchantia polymorpha subsp. ruderalis
Lineage: Eukaryota; Viridiplantae; Streptophyta; Marchantiopsida; Marchantiales; Marchantiaceae
Source: the annotation of a GenBank genome assembly
AGGGAGGGAUGAGGAUUAGAGGCGAGAUCCGAGAAAGAUAGGGGAUUAGCAGUAGCUUCUGGUGUGUGCAGAGUUAGAGCAGAAUCAAUGCCGGCUGUUGCUGGCCUGGUCUGAAGUUCAGCUCGCACGCGUGCCUGCAAAAUCGGUUGUGCCAUGGCUCACUGCGUGGUCUUCUCUUGCUCGAACGCCUUCGCGCAGCGGCUAGCAACCUGUUCUCUCGCAAGCUCUUCCGCACCUGGUGCAGAGAGCGCGCAUGCUUAUCUGAGUUGGUCGUCUCGUUCGGCUGGAAAGCACGUGAGGAUACAACCAACGGUAUCUCGAACUUCGGUGUCGAGAGUAAGCCCGAGGGCGUGCGCUGACCCCCGAGAGUUGGAAAUUGUCCGAGACGAGGCAUGGGAGAAAAAGAUGCUGAGAGAGAGCAGAGAGCGAGACUACCUGAGACAAAAAGACGAGGAAGAAAGAUUACUCCAGGAAGCAGAAUAUAGGACUAUCGGGCAACAACUUCUCGGUUACCCUCAGGAAGAAGUACGGCACGCAAAGAAAUUUGUUUCUAGCUUAAUUCGAGCUGGCAGUGUUGUUGAAGAGAUGAUAGUCGAAGCAGCGGAAAACAACGAGUUGACUCCUGUCGUCUUGCUGGUUAUCAAGAAUCGUCUGGAACUCGCUCGACAUGACGAUGAAAGAGAUGCUAUUCAAGCCCUUGAUCUUCUGUACCGGCGCAUUGAGACCGAAAUGUUGCAGAGAGAAGCGCCGCUUGCUUUGCAGUUUUUGAAUGAACUUCUCAAUCUGCACGAUGGUUUUAGCCAUGAGGAGUGGCUACUGCGCUCUCGCCAAACCAUGAUCAAAAUAUUUCCUCCGGAAGAUGCUUUCACAUUUUUGGGCUCUCCAGACUUCGAUCUAUACAGCCACCACGGUCCUAUAGAAAUGCCGGAGGAAGAAGAUGACGUCUUGCUGCGGGUGGACUUCAUACGAGAAGUUGACAAUCUCCUCCAAGAGUUAGAGGCAGCUCCAGAAUUGAAGCCAAUUACAGGAUUUGAUCCUGCAAGUAUCGCCCUCCGCCUUCGCCAGGAGGAAAAGAAGAGAGCUAUAGCACAAGUCAAGGAUUUACGCAAACUAGCUGCGACAUUAAAAUGGUAGAUGACCCAACCAACUGCAAUAUGUGGGUUCUCAGGAAUCAAAAGAAUCGCAGACACGAACAGUCUUCAUGGAAGGUAAUGAAGACAAGAGAGGGCUGGAUUAUUAUGAGGCUCUUGACUGCAUUUCAAAAGUCUACCAGUCCCAAAAGCGCAAUAAAGGCUUUGGCACCAGAACCGAACCUUUACAAUCCCUUAUGAGGUCAAGUCUGAUAAAGGCCGUGACUGUGUUGUCCGUCCUCCAAAAUGAUCCUAAAGCUCACAUUUGUUUAUAACUGAAAGCAAUGUGUUUUCAAAAUUUAUAUAAGUUUGCAGAGCCUUGAGUGGAGUCGAAUU